AUGAAGACACAGCUCCAGGCAGUGUCGCUGCGAAUGCAGACGGUUCGUAGUAACCAGCAGAUGAUGCAGUCCAUGAAAGGAGCUACUCAACUGCUGGGUGCCAUGAACAGACAAAUGAAUCUUCCUGGACUACAACGGAUUGCCAUGGAAUUCGAGAAAGAGAACGAUAUCAUGGACCAGCGUCAAGAAAUGAUGGACGACGCCAUAGACGAUUCAAUGGAGAACGACGAGGAAGAGAGCGAGGAGAUUGUCAACCAAGUACUCGACGAAAUAGGCAUUGAUCUCAGCCAGUCGCUACAAGAGGCUCCCUCAGGACUCGGUGCACCAACCGGGGUCCAAGAAACCCGUGUGGCCCAAGCCGUUGGCGGUUCUGGCACCGGAUCCACCGAAGACGACGACCUCCAAGCCCGUCUCGACAGUCUCAGACGGUAA
This is a messenger RNA of Sugiyamaella lignohabitans, 432 nucleotides long. It is a transcript of the gene DID4, whose product is annotated as ESCRT-III subunit protein DID4. The record is from RefSeq and is a predicted model, not a curated record. Gene Ontology annotation, biological process: late endosome to vacuole transport; protein transport; endosome transport via multivesicular body sorting pathway. NCBI's taxonomy places the organism in Eukaryota, Fungi, Ascomycota, Dipodascomycetes, Dipodascales, Trichomonascaceae. Bases 1 to 432 code for a protein of 143 amino acids. The transcript has a single exon. Gene Ontology annotation, cellular component: ESCRT III complex; multivesicular body.